Messenger RNA from Stylophora pistillata, 2623 nucleotides. RefSeq lists its product as uncharacterized. NCBI's taxonomy places the organism in Eukaryota, Metazoa, Cnidaria, Anthozoa, Scleractinia, Pocilloporidae. The record is from RefSeq and is a predicted model, not a curated record.
UUGUGACUCUGUUUGUUAUUAUUUCUGUUCUUAUUUUCUCUAAUGCAUGGCUGGUUGGAAAUUGUCUUUGAUUAUGUAAGCUGCUGCCCGAAAGCUUUGUGUACGUCACUGGAUCAGCCCCAGAUAAGUCCAUCGUAGGCGUCGAUAUUUCACUGAUUUGUGCGAGCUUGAAAGUGACCUAAGAUUUCAAACCGUACCUUCGGGUUAAAUAUCCGACGACUCACAUUUAAAAGAUUGUUGACCUCGCGAUUAAAUACACCGUAAUCGGACGUUUUUGAUCUUUCGAUUUCCGAAGGAGGUCGAUUCCUUCGUGAAUUGGGCGAUCGAUUCAACAAAGUGGUAUGCGGAACUUUUUAAGAGUAUAACUGUAAUCGAUUUGCUGACUUGACUUUCAUUCAGUCUGUUCUGAUCCGAGAGUUAGCGCACAAGUUCAACAUUGUCCAUUUAGAUACUAACAAAGAUGGGUGGAAAUCAGUCCAACUUGCCUCCUCGACCACUGGGCUUUGAAUACAUGUCUAUUGCUGUUCGUGAAACAGACAAAUUUCGUGUCAUUCUUGGCACUGAUCGGGAGAUAAGCAUUAUCCGCCAGGUUAUUCAGGAAUCAUGGCCUAAAGGGAUACAACAAGAGACAUUCAAAAUGAAUGGUGUACAUGAAUUCAAAUUCAAAGGAAAUCCAUUCUGUGUUGCCACUUCAUCAAGUGAUGCAAUUAUUUCCAGGAAAAUGGCUGGAAAUGUUCUGCACAGGCUUUACCAUGAUGGAUGGAAGUUACAAAUGUCAAGUGACCUAACACAGACAACUGAUCUCACAACCUGGAUUUUCAAGAAAGAUACCGCUGCCAUCUGUCCAUCUUUGCCAUUUCUUAUUGUGGGCCUCAGCAGUUUUGACAGUUUGAUGGUGCUAAAUGGUCCAAUGGAUCUCCAUCACUUGUUCAAAGAUGUCAUGGAGAAGUCCUGGCCUCAAGGAAUACAGCGAUGGACGUAUGAGAAUGAUGUUUUAAUGAUCAAAUUGAAGGGAAAUCCUUGGUAUGCAAAUGGUGAGGAUACAGUUCAUGCAAGAGUGAUUUUACACACUCUCAUUGGGGCACUGCAGGUCAAACAGUGGAAACUUUAUGCAAAUUCCAACCUAAGAAGGAGCGCCAAUACUCUAUUUUUUGAGUAUGAUCCUAAUAUUGUUCCUGGUAUGCAGUUUUCUCCCAUGCCUGGAAUGCAGCUCUCUCAAUCGUACUUCACAGUCAGUCUCAACAGUCAUGACUUGUUGAGACUGAUUGGUGCGCCAGAGGGGCUGGUGUCUGCUGUUCGAACCACUCUUCAGACUUUCUGGUCAAGAGGCAUUCAAGAAGAAAGAGCCUAUGCCACCAGUUGGCAAUUUAAGCUACGAGGCAAUCCUUGGUGGGCAUCAGGUGAUGAAGCUGUGGACUCAAGGUUCCUGGUUUUGAAGAUACUUGAAGCUUUGCAAGCUUAUGGAUGGAGUGUGGCAGCCAGUAUUGAUUGCUCGAGGAAAGAUUCUGACAAGAGUAGUGUGAUCUUUAAAACAUCACAGCCAACUCAGUCUCAUUUCUUCUGUGUCAGUUUGCAUGAGACUGACAAGUUGCGGCUAAUAAAUGCGCCUGAGGAUGUCACAAAGAUUUGUCAGGAUGUGAUCCAAUCCCAGUAUCUCCUUGGCAUUCAAAGGGUGCAAAUUUAUGGUAAAAGCCUUGAGUUUAAAUUUUUGGGUAACCCUUGGAGUUGUGGAAUUGAUGGUCAUGAUGGUAUCCAUGGCAGAAGUAUGUUACUACAUAUAUUUGCUGCUCUGGCGAGCCGCUUUUGGCGACCAGUCAUGUCAGCAGAUGUGUCAGCCAAAUAUGUCCACCAGAAAGAUGGUCCUGAUUAUCCAUUAGAUGUGGAUUCUAUAUUCUUCACGUAUGAUCCCACUGCAGCAUCACUAUCUGCACCCUCCUAUAUGCAGCCAUCGCCCUAUGGCUUUCUUCCACCCAAUCAGCCCCCACCACCUUUUGCUCCACCUGCCUAUGGAGUAUAUCCAAAUCAGCAUUAAAGUGGUAUGACAGAGUCUUGCAUAUUAAAUGAUUUCGACAAAUGGUGUUCCAAGAGAAGCUUUUGACUGUAAUACUGCACAACAAACCGUCUGAUAAGAGAUUUAUUAUCCAACACGCCAAAUUGUUAUUUCAGUAUGGGGGGCGAAUUUCGCGGAUUUUUUUGGAGUACAAAUUUUGCGUGAUAUUUGUACUCGUCUCGCACGUUAUUUGUACUCCACGAAGCAUAGUUGGAUAAUAAAUGUCGAUACAUUAUAUAGUGGAAUGAAAGCAAGCUGGCAGCACAGAAAGUUUUUCAGUUUCGUUAAUUCAGAUCUCAACGAAGAUAAUGUCACAUCGGCGGAUGUAACAGAAACUUGGCAUUCAACUGUCGGCAGAUCUUUAAUAAUUAUGUUAUUCACCGCCCUACUCAAGAUUAUUAUUACUUGAUCACGAGGUCACGUGAUUUAGUGUGAAAAAAAAAAGUUAACAGUCAUUGUAAUCCGCCCAAAUCACUCGAAAUUGAUCAGUUACUGGUAUAUUGUUAUCAUAAUGACGUAGAGUGUUAAAAGAACUAUUAAAAGAAACUAUAACUGCCAUGGGGGACUGAUUCU